UUCAAUGUAAGAUAGUAGAGGAGUUCCAAAAAAUCGAUUAUUACAUGCAUCGCGAUUCGACACGUGACGAUUCGAUUACGAUUCAUAAAGGUUAAAAAACGAUUAUUUUCACUCCUAACAACGCUCGUAGCGAAACGAAAUUCAAGACACGUCUGCGGCCCGGACACCGUUAACGGACGCACACACAACGUUAUGAUGGAUGCUCCCAGUUACUGGAAGAUAGAUUUACUCCUUUUUAAAAGACUGGAAAAUAAAUUUGUGUAUAUGGCAGGCAGGACCAGAAGCCGGUCGCGCUUUUGUGCGCAUUUUUAGAGCGAGAGGGGAAGAGAGAUAGUUCUUUGCUCGUUGCUCCUUGCCUUUCAGAUGACCAGCUGUAGUUUUAAGGCAUUUCAAUUAAAAAAAAAUAUCCUGAGUGUGUUGCUAAGACCCGUGUGCAUCUAUAAGAGUUCUGCGUUCGACGUGAAGACGGGCCUGAAGGUAGCAGUGAAGAAGUUGUCCAGACCUUUCCAAUCCAUCAUCCAUGCAAAAAGAACCUACAGAGAGCUGCGACUGCUUAAACACAUGAAGCAUGAAAAUGUGAUCGGUCUGUUAGAUGUUUUCACCCCUGCGACAAGCUUAGAAGAGUUCAGUGACGUCUAUUUGGUGACCCAUUUAAUGGGGGCAGACCUCAACAACAUUGUCAAGUGUCAGAAGCUGACGGAUGACCACGUCCAGUUCCUGAUCUACCAAAUUCUCCGAGGACUAAAGUACAUCCAUUCGGCAGAUAUCAUCCACAGAGACUUGAAGCCCAGUAAUCUGGCUGUAAAUGAAGACUGUGAGUUGAAGAUCCUGGAUUUUGGUUUGGCCCGGCACACGGAUGAUGAAAUGACGGGCUAUGUUGCCACUCGGUGGUAUAGAGCCCCCGAGAUCAUGCUCAACUGGAUGCACUACAACAUGACAGUGGACAUCUGGUCAGUGGGCUGCAUCAUGGCCGAACUUCUCACCGGACGAACGUUGUUCCCCGGCACGGAUCAUAUAAACCAGUUGCAGCAGAUUAUGCGCCUGACGGGAACCCCGCCAGCCUCCCUCAUAAGCAGGAUGCCCAGUCACGAGGCCAGAAACUAUAUUAAAUCACUCCCCCACAUGCCCAAGAGAAACUUCGCUGAUGUAUUUAUUGGUGCCAACCCUCUUGCUGUGGACCUGCUGGAGAAAAUGCUGGUGCUAGACACGGACAUACGAAUCACGGCGUCCGAAGCGCUGGCCCACCCCUACUUUGCUCAGUACCACGAUCCAGACGACGAGCCCGAAGCCGAGCCUUAUGAUCAGAGCUUCGAAAGCCGCGAGCUGGAAAUUGAGGAGUGGAAGAGAUUAACCUACGAAGAAGUGCUCAGCUUUGAGCCGCCAUCUUUCGACAGGGACGAAAUGGAAUCGUAAGGAGAUGGAGGCAUUAACACCAACACGCUUGGACAUAAAUAUGAAAAUCUGUGCGUGUCACUCGGCCAGACUCCACACCAUCAUAAUGUUCAAGUGCCUGCCAUCUUUCAAAUCUCCGGGUGUAAUUUUCAGGGACUAAACUUGACUGUGUUGUUUUGCUCCCAUCCUUCAUUUUUCUGGUAUUGUUUGUUGUUAUUUUCCAUCGAAACUCAUACUUUAGCAAGAUUAUUUGAUUUAUUAUAUAUCGAGCAAACUUUUAUUUUGUUGAUUAUUUCAAUACGCAAUCAAACGGGCAGAAUUUUCAAGAGCUAUUUAUAAAACGUAUCCUCUUUCACUUUCAUAUUUUUGUACAUAGAAUUGUUUUAGAAUGACAACAAAAGCAGUGUUUAUACACACACACGUACUUCAGACAUGCCAGUAAACCGUAUUGGAUCCACAGUAUGAAUGCUGGCAUGUCAUAUUUAAUAAAUACAGUAUGUGUGACACUACAGUAUAUGAAACAGUUGAUACAACCGUUGGUUUUUAUACCUUUUUCAGCUCGGUCCCACUAUAUCCAGUUAGCACUUUAGCACCCAUGCAUUGUUUGGACAUAUUUUCGCAUCCUACAGGACCACUAUACGGAGCCCCCUGGGUGCCAGGGUAGAAAAAAAAGAAAAAAAAUUCCAUCGCUGAACUGGAUAAUUUGGUAAUCUGUACUGUUUUCCGAAAUUUCCAGGUUCGCGGUGAUUCUGUAACAGGCACACUUUUGCAAAAUAGACAAUGUU
Corythoichthys intestinalis (scribbled pipefish) is the source of this 2177-nucleotide messenger RNA. It is a transcript of the gene mapk14b, whose product is annotated as mitogen-activated protein kinase 14b. Gene Ontology annotation, cellular component: nucleus; cytoplasm. Gene Ontology annotation, molecular function: ATP binding; MAP kinase activity. The record is from RefSeq and is a predicted model, not a curated record. Lineage: Eukaryota; Metazoa; Chordata; Actinopteri; Syngnathiformes; Syngnathidae. The coding region runs from base 364 to 1413 and encodes 349 amino acids. The transcript is spliced from 12 exons. Gene Ontology annotation, biological process: intracellular signal transduction; protein phosphorylation.